UUUUUUUUUGUUAGUUUUGUUGUUUGUACAGUUCUCGACCUCCUGUCCCUAACAACCACAUUUUGCAGUCGUCGCGGGCAGUUCCAAUCCAAUAACUUCACACCCUCGUCCACGUCUCGUUUAUCUUCAACAACUUCCUGGACUUGGAGCCCCUGACUGACUGCUCAGUCCUACUCCUAAUUGCUAAUUUCAAGUACCCAACCUCAUUAUCCUAACCUAACCCUUGACCCUUGUUGCCCUCCGAUCAAUCCAGCCAUGGCGAGCCUCCCGAAAGAUCUACUCAUAUGCAUACUCUGCCAGCUACCAGUCAAACCACUCCUUCAGUUCCUCUUCGUCUACAAGUAUUGGCGCCAUCUGUUUGAUAGUCCGGUCUUUGUCGAUCUCCACCUCAAGAACUCCAUGGGAACCGGCUCCAACCUCGCCCUCAUUCUUCAAAAGGACUCCGAGCUCUACUUCAUUGAGCUCGACCUCUUGAACGACCCUGUCGAGCUCGUUCACCCUUUGAUGUGCUACAACCAUCGAAUUCAAGUUCUGGGCUCCUACAACGGAUUGCUCUGUAUCGCUAACGUGGCCGAAGAUAUCGCUUUUUGGAACCUAGCCAUCAGACAACACAAGGUCUUGCCCUUUUAACCUGCCGAGCCAAACAACAACUGCGGGUCGAGCUAUCUGGGCGCGUGGGUUUACUGGUUCGGGUACGACUCGGUUCAUGAUGAUCACAAGCUGGUGAGGAUUUUGCAAUUUAUUAAUUUAAAAAACGAUGGGUUUGUCUUGAAGGUUAAGGUCUAUAGUCUGAAAGAGAAUGAGUUGAGAGACUCCGAAGACAUGCCUUAUGUCCUCUGUUACACGAAGAAAAACGGGACACUUGCUAGUGGUUGUUUGCAUUGGGUGGUGAACAGGAAGUUCAAAUUUGACGAUUCUGAUCUGAUUGUCGCGUUUGAUCUUACGGUUGAGAGUUUUCGGGAGGUGCCGAUGCCGAAAUGUGCGGUGGAGAAGUUUCAAAUAGACGUAGGAGUGUUGGGUAGGUGCUUUUGUAUGGUUGCGAAUUACUAUGAUAUUCGCGUUGAUGUUUGGGUGAUGAAGGAGUAUGGGGUUAAGGAGUCUUGGGCCAAGCUGUUUACGGUCGAACAAGAAGUAAUAUUUUUUUGUGGGACUUUCACGUAUUUGAGACCCUUGGCCUAUUCAAAGAGUGGUGAGGAGGUUCUGUUGGAACAGAACCAUGAGAGGCUUCUGUGGUACGAUUUGAGAAAGAAAAAGAUCAAGAACGUGAAUCUUGGUGGUCUGCCUACUCCUUUUGAGGCUCAUAUUUGUGUCGGAAGUCUUGUCUCGGCUGAGGUGAAUAGAGAAUACAAUGAGAAGCAGCAUAAUUCAGGAGCAGAGAAGAUCAAGAGCAAGAAAAGGGACGAUUUCCUGUCAAAGGGCUUCAAAUUGGUGUUAUAAGCAAACAGAAAAAUGAAAGAAGCGUGGAAAAUAGGAAAGUGAAUGCAAAUAGAUAUACUUGUGAAUCUGAGAAUGCUUGAAGAUGGAAGGAAACAAUUACUACUAUGAAAUGUGUCAUAUUCCUAUAUGCUUAAAUGAGUAUACUUGUUCAGUUUUUUCUCCCUGAUAAAUAACAUGUUCUUAUACUUUAGUGAGUAUAGAGAUAACUGUGUUGUUGUGAGCCUUGUAGUUUUUGUGUUUUUUGAAGUUUGUAUGCCAAAUGACUAUGUACACCGUUCUGUGUUGUUGAGAUUCACUUCUCGUUGAUCAGUAGACCUUAAUAAGAAUAUAUUUUCGAUC
Molecule: messenger RNA, 1776 nt
Organism: Juglans regia (Persian walnut)
Lineage: Eukaryota; Viridiplantae; Streptophyta; Magnoliopsida; Fagales; Juglandaceae
Product: F-box protein CPR1-like
Exons: 3
Coding region: 823-1437 (204 amino acids)
Source: RefSeq, a predicted model, not a curated record